GGACAGAUGCAUUUUGUUGGAAAGUUCCAAUUUUGUUCUUCGCUUGCAGUACAUGUAUGCAAAUUAAAAAAAUAAAAGCAAGUAAUUACUCUAUUUAUUAGUCCAAAAUCUUGACUUGUUUUUCAGCUCAACUGAUCGGGAUCCAUGGCGACGGUGGAGACAGACGACGCUGCUGCGGGGCUCCGAUCUCAGUUCCUCCAAGUCCUUCGUAGCCGUCGUCCUUCUGAAGUUCCACUAUCUGUAAUACCGGGAAAACCUGUGAAGGAUCCUUUCUUUCAGGAAUCUCCAAAGCCAACCUUCAGUGAGGCAAUGGCAUCAUGCCCAAAGGAAGAUAUACCCAAUUUUAAGGAACUGCUUCAAGAGGAAAAUUUCUACCUGACUACUGAGGAAGGAGGGCAAGGGCUCUUGCCUGUAUUGGUAUUGAGCAUGAAAGAAAGUGAAAAGAAAAGGAGGCCUACUAUUGUUUUCCUGCAUAGCACGAACAAAUGCAAAGAGUGGUUGAGGCCAUUGCUUGAGGGAUAUGCUUCAAGGGGAUAUAUUGCUGUUGCAAUUGAUUCUCGAUACCAUGGAGAACGUGCGACCAGCAUCACAACCUAUCGAGAUUCCCUAGUGUCAUCAUGGAAAAAUGGAGAUACAAUGCCAUUCAUAUUUGAUACGGUUUGGGACUUGAUAAAACUGGCAGAUUAUCUUACUGAGAGGGAAGAUGUUGACCCAUCAAAGAUAGGAAUCACUGGCGAGUCUCUUGGAGGUAUGCAUGCUUGGUUUGCUGCAUUUGUUGACACUCGCUAUUCUGUGGUUGUCCCUAUAAUUGGUGUUCAGGGUUUUGGAUGGGCAAUUGAGCAUGAUAAGUGGCAAGCAAGAGUUAACAGUAUCAAGGCUGUCUUUGAAGAAGCACGUGCUGAUUUAGACAAGAGUGCAAUUGAUAAAGAAGUGGUUCAGAAGGUCUGGGAUAGGAUUGCCCCGGGUUUGGCGUCUCAAUUUGAUGCACCAUACACAGUUCCAACUAUUGCACCACGCCCGUUACUGAUUUUAAAUGGGGGAGAUGAUCCUCGUUGCCCACUAGGUGGCCUGGAAAUUCCAGAAUCAAGAACUCUCAGAGCUUGUAAAAAGACUAAGUGUCCUCAGAAUUUUAAGCUGAUAGCGCAACCUGGAAUUGGUCAUCAAAUGACACCAUUGAUGGUAAAAGAAGCAAGUGACUGGUUUGACAGAUUUCUUAAAGUAUAAUCACCAGUGUACAAUAAAAUCUUGAAGGAUAGCUGCUAAAGCUUGCAAUUUGUAUUAUUUGCUUGUAUUUGGACUUCCAUUUCUUUUUAUAUUAUGACGACUAUGUUUUCCACGA
Solanum verrucosum is the source of this 1339-nucleotide messenger RNA. RefSeq lists its product as uncharacterized. The record is from RefSeq and is a predicted model, not a curated record. The transcript has 13 exons. Bases 145 to 1224 code for a protein of 359 amino acids. Gene Ontology annotation, molecular function: serine-type peptidase activity. Lineage: Eukaryota; Viridiplantae; Streptophyta; Magnoliopsida; Solanales; Solanaceae. Gene Ontology annotation, biological process: proteolysis.